Fonsecaea nubica is the source of this 918-nucleotide messenger RNA. RefSeq lists its product as hypothetical. Bases 1 to 918 code for a protein of 305 amino acids. Lineage: Eukaryota; Fungi; Ascomycota; Eurotiomycetes; Chaetothyriales; Herpotrichiellaceae. The record is from RefSeq and is a predicted model, not a curated record. The transcript is spliced from 2 exons. Gene Ontology annotation, molecular function: NADP binding; NAD binding; oxidoreductase activity, acting on the CH-OH group of donors, NAD or NADP as acceptor.
AUGGCGCCCCAAUUGGCCUGGCUAGGUCUGGGGAAUAUGGGUAGGGGCAUGUGCAAGAACUUGGUGGAGAAAGGGAACCUAGCUAAACCUCUGAUCAUUUUCAACCGCACCCCGCAACGAGCGCAUGACCUCGCCGCAAAGAUAGGGCACGCGACCGUCGCUUCCUCCGUACAAGACGCCUCCUCAAAAGCAGACAUUAUAUUCUACUGUCUGGGCGACGACCCAGCCGUGCUCUCGACACUUGAAGAGGUCCUCAAACCCGACGUCACGGGCAAGCUGAUUGUGGACUGCAGCACAGUUCACCCCGAGACAACGGCCAAGGAAGCAAAAAUGGUUGAAGAAAAGGGAGCCAGCUUCGUGGCGUGUCCCGUGUUUGGUGCUCCAGCCAUGGCCGACGCCGGCCUAUUGAUAUGCGUUCCGGCAGGAAAACCUGAAGCGGUGCAAAGGAUGCUUCCAUACUGCAAGGGGGUGAUGGGCCGGGCCAAUGUUGAUUUCUCGGGUCAAGAGCCAAGCAAGGCGACACUCCUGAAGAUCAUUGGCAACACGUUUGUGUUGGGCAUGGUCAACGCCUUGUCCGAGGGACAUGUCCUGGCCGAGAAAUCGGGUUUGGGUGUCGGUGAGCUCCACAAAUUCAUCGAGGUCAUGUUCCCAGGGCCAUACACGGGCUACUCGAGCAGGAUGACGACCGGUGACUAUUACAAGCGCGAAGAGCCGCUGUUCGCGGUGGACCUGGCACGAAAAGACGCAAGGCAUGCCAUGGAUCUGGCCCAGAAGAGCGGGUGUCGUAUGCGACAAGUCGAACUUGGAGACGAGUAUUUGAAGACAGUCAAAGCGACGGUAGGUGAAAAGGGCGACAUUGCUGGUAUCUAUGGUGCGGCGAGGUUGCAAGGGGGAUUGAAGUUUGAGAACCAAGACUAG